GGCGAGGUUACACAAUAGUACCUUCGUGAACGAGAAAAAUCGGAGAAAUUAGCAAUAGACUGAGUUUGCCUGUCACUAGAGGAGGAUUCCAGGAUGAAAUUAUACGCAUUAAGUGUUGUUCGUAAAGAUAUUAAGUCAAAAACAUUAGUUUCAGCAUACGAUCUUCAAUCCUUUGGAUAUUUUCAGCGUUCAAGGUAGGUUUUAUUUUCAUAAUUUAUCCUCUGAAGGCUGUAUUCGAAAGAAUUUCCAAUUUCAUAUGUGUGCAUCAGAAGUUACACCAAUAAAACCUAGACUUUUCUCCUUGCGUCUUUCUGUUUAAUCAUUAUUCUUUCGUAGUUAAUUGUUUUAUUUUUUUCGUAAUCUAUCAAACUAUUUUUAAAUCAGACGAGCCUGACUCAGUACAAGUAGCUAAUUUGCUUUGAUCAGGCAAGGUAGAAACCGUGAAAACAUGCUUGUAGUGGUUUGCAUGAAAUUUUAUAUGGAUCAGUGACCAGGAAAUCAUUUUUGAAACGUGUGAACUGAUCUCUUUUCAAUUAACAAAUCUGGGAAGUAUAGAGUUCCUUGGUCUGACGAUUUGUAUUUUUUAGCAUCAUAAUCAAAAAAUGAGCGAUUUCUUGAGACUAAUAACUGUAGUUAAACACAUUGUAAUCAUUUUUAGGCAGAUUGACUUAAUUUUUUUAAAUAGUACACUAGUAUUGUGACUGUCCUACUCUUGGUACAUGGAGCCUCCUCUCCCCUCUUGGGAGAAAGGAACAUUGACUGAUUCUUAAAUCAAUACUAAACUUUCUGUUACCCUUAAAGUUAAUAUGUCACAGUUCAAAUUUGCUUACACCUCCUUUACCAAAUAUACCUAGCUUAGCUUAGGACUAGGACUAGUAUAUCUUACAAUUUUUUAGAUUUAAAGUAUUAUGCUGGAUAAUUAUACUCAGUUUUUUUCAAGAGUCCCUUGAGUGUCAGCUCAGUAAAGGUUGUGCUGGAAAAUUAAGGUGAAUUCAAAGUACACACAUUAUGCACUUGAUUUUUCAGUGUGAAAGAAUUUAUGCAGUUUACUGGCCAAAUACUUGUGGAAAGAACAAGAACUAACGAGAGAGCCUCAGUGAAAGAAAAUGGUAGGUUAAGAUUAAUCAGAGAGGAUAAUCCUAGCCUUUGUUAAAUCAUAAGCAUUUGGGGUUUGGGUGAUGAAGAAUUUGUUUAAUAGGAGAUGAACUUUAUUCGUUUGUCUUGUGAUGGAGUCACUUUGGAUGUUGAUCAAUAUCCAAAGUGACUCCAUUGUGAGACAAAUGAGUAAAGUUCAUCUCCUAUCUUACACCACAAUGAACAAUAACCACAUAUUUCAUAAUAUAAUUUGUUUAAUAAUGAUUAUUUUGAGCACAGAACAGUAAAUCUCCUGACCAUGUGAACCACUAAGCUUUUUUUAAUACAUUUUAUGUAGCAUAGUGGUGUGGAGGAGGGCAGAAAAACACAUAGAUCACAUCAGUUUCUGUCAUGGGUCUUGACUCACACCUUUUUCAUCUAGGCUGAUAGCUCAGUAUAUCUUUGAUACAAGUUUCUUGAAAGGCUAGCAAAUUUGUUGGCACAGUCCUAGGUUUGUAAUGAUUUUUAUUAACAAUUAAAUGAGCAUUGUUUUCCCUCCGACAUACAUUUUGGAUUCUUAAUACAAUGAAAUUAAUGAUAAAAAAGAAGAUUGUUUUCCCUCUGACUUAAAUUUUGGAUCCUUAAUACAAUGAAAUUAACGAUACAUUCUUUUAUUUAGACAGAUUAAUAAUAUUUUGUCCUUGUGCAACCCUUAUAAAUCCUGUAUCAAAGGGACUCUAGACUAAAACAUUUCAAACUUUUUACUGCCCCUACACAGGUUGUCCAACACAGGCCUUUUAUGGAUAUUUUUGUUUAUGUACCUUUUGUUUUUGCAGAGUACAUUUGUCACGUCUUUGUGAGAUCAGAUUCUCUCGGAGGAGUUAUUAUUUCUGACAAUGAAUAUCCACAAAGAGUUGUUUUUACCUUGUUAAAUAAAGUAAGCGUUCCAUUGUCAGUAGGGAGAGACGUGUUUGGAGUUAUGUUUGUAUUACAUUGAUAGUGUGUAUAUAUGUGUAGCCAGCACAAAGCUUGGCUUAGUGAUAACCUCUGAACAUUUUCAGCACUCUUUCUCUCUAUAGGUUAACUCUUUCAGACAUUCUCUUUUUACUCAGCUUCCCUAUUCUAUGAUUUUAAAAAAUAUAUAUAUGAUUUUAAAAAUGCACUCUGUUUGAAAGGAAGCACAAUGGAGGAGGUUUUUUGCAUUCCUGUUUUUUUUGUUAUUGACUCUUAGUAAUUUACCCUAGAUGUGUUAAGUUACUGGAAGUCCACUGGAAAUUUGCUCUUUUAUUAAUACAGUGGAACCUUCAUCCAGGGGACACUCUAAGGACUUAAAAAAUUGUUCCUCUUAAGAUGUUAACAUAUAAAUAAAAGUUGUUCUUUUUUAAAUGUGCCGCCAUAGUAGAAGUCCUUAGAGCUAAUGACCUUCUGGUCACUUUCAUCAGACUCCAGAUUUGUUCUUAAUUCUUAGUUUGUAGUCUGCAAUGUAAUGUGUUUAGUUACAUGUACAACUGAUAAUGAUGUUGUAUGUUUUAACAUUUUAUUCCAUUUUCUAAUGCAAAAUUUAAAAGGUUUUAGAAGACUUUUCUCAGAAAAUAUCCCCAUCAGUUUGGAAAACAGCUGAACCAAAGUAAGCUCUUGUUAAAUAUGUUUGAUUUUCAGGCAUUGUAGUGAGUGUAUGCUGCAUUGAAUGAAACAUUCAGUGCUGUAUUUUAACAAUAAAUCUUCUUGUAAUGCUUAUGGCUUUGAUCAGUGAUAUGGUGUGGAAGGAUGGUUCCAUAAUACUUCCUUGUGAAAUUGAAGUCAGUUAAUGUUUGUCAUAGGUCAACAUAAUUAAUAAUAUUUAGUUUUUCUUACAAGGGGCUGAACACAAUUAGACCCAAAGGAAAGUUUCAUCCUGUAUGAUGUUUCUGAUGUGUUUAACUCUUGUCAAUUUCUAGUACAAUAGUCUGGCCAGAAUGUGAGAAAUAUUUGCAAGAUUAUCAGGUACACAGGUCUUGAUUUUAUAAUGGUUACAUGUAGAUCAUAUUGUAAGGUGUGAGUCUUUUGUCAGUUUACUCUCUUUGCUGGAAAUCAUUCCCAAUGUCAAGAAAGGAAUCCUUUUCCUUCGGAAGAAGUUUCUACACUAUGGCUUUGGGGAUUGAAAACAAGAAAAAAAACAAAACAAAACAAAAAACUUGGGAACUAAAUAAUCUAAAUUCUUGACAAGUUUUGGCUUUCUUGACAAGUUCAUCUUAAGUAUGAUAUUUAUUAAUUGUUGAUUGCAAACAAACCAAAGAAAAAGGAAAGUAUAUAAACUUGUUUGUAGAUAUGUUGAUUCACUUGAUUUAUGCAUUAAAAACUCUUUAAUUUCCAGAAGUAAUUAAUCUGUAACUUUUCAUUGUGAUUCCAAUAUUUUAUCCUGCUAACAAGUUAUGAGAACAGACAUGGUAAUCAGCUAGCAGGGGUUAUCUUGAUGUAACACCAAAUUCUCUAGCCUGAUUUGCUUACUUGAAAUAUGAUUAAGUGGUAUUAGACAUAAUCUUUUUUAAUUAUUGCUACAGAAUCCAAGAGAAGCUGAUGCUAUGACUAAAGUACAGGCAGAACUGGAUGAAACAAAGAUAGUUUUAGUAAGUGCUCCACACAAAUUUGUUUUCACUACUGGCAAUUUGCUGAAAGGACUGCUCCAGCUUUGGGGCCAUUUUAGUAUUGGUAGUAAGGAGAUGGCGAGGGUUUACUUAUGAAGCAUAGAUGCAACCUCUGGGUAGAAAAUGAGGGAGUGACUUACAAAUACAUGGAAAUUUGGAAUUUUUUGCUUUUAUGUAAGGACUAGAAUUGUGGUUUAAAAACUUAGUAGGUCAAAGAAAAUUUUCAAUACAGUAUAUGUGGUUGUAAGAUUGUUACUAUCAACAGACAACUAGUGCAGAUUUCAAGUGAUCCUUAUCUGCCUGCUGCCUUAUGACUAGAUCAUGGCUUCUUUUAAGCUGUUCUCAGCCCUCUGUUGUUACAUUUUUCCUUCAAUUGUGUAAAAGUGUAGUUCAUCCAGUUGUGAGUAGUCUUAACAAGGACUAUUGUUAGUAUCAGUGAGUGAGUCGAAUUAAACUAAGGAUUUAUUAGUCAAUCAUUUCAAGUUUAUUUCAUCAAAACAGAUUGGUCAGUUUUGUCACAAUAUUAUUGUCUUUAAGAUUAAUUAAAAUUGGUUUAUUUAAUGUAAGGUUGGUCAGAUCCUAUCAUUCAAAGUUCAUUCAAAAGGGUGCAGUCAUUCUGUAUUUGUCAAGAAUAAGUUGUUUAUGCUAAAUGACUACUCACCUUGGCCCAGUAGUUUAAAGGGUGGAUAAUGCUAUCCAGAUGAUAAGUGUUAACAAAAGUACUGCACUAUCUAAUUGAGAACAAUAUCCAUUCUGGAACAACCAGAGCCUGAAUGAUAAGACUACAUAAUCAAAUGUUAUUAUAAAGUUAAAGCCAUACACUAUGAGACACUCUUUAGAAUUAUUACAUUAGAUUCUGCAACAUUUUCAAAUCAACUAUAACAUCUGUUGGACUUUAAUUGCCCUUCCUUGUUGAGGUGUAGGUAAAUUUUGCCUAAAUCAACUCAUGAAAUUUCAUCACUAUCCCCUUAAUAUUUGCCAUCCAUUUAUUUACAGCACAACACAAUUGAAGCUGUGCUAGAGAGAGGAGAGAAACUUGAUGAUCUUGUAGAAAAAUCUGAAGGACUAACCAUGCAGUCAAAAGCCUUCUACAAAACAGUGAGUCAUUUCACAAAACUACUAGUGCCUUACCAAACAGUUUUAAACAACAGCCGCAAUUUAAGUUACCUCAUUGCUGUCCCACAUGAUUGGACUAGAAACUAUUCUUCAAAACAAUUUGAGGGUAAUUAGUUGCAAACAACUAAGCUUUGUAGCAGUAUACAGAGAAACCACAGACAAAAGUUUGUUUAUGUUGGUAAUAGGAUUAGGAUAAUAAGUUUCCAUCUAUUCAGUUAUUGCUUAAGUACAAACCAAAAAGUCACCCACCAUAGCCUCAUGACCCUUCCAUUAAUUCUACAAUUUCUGCACUAUUCAGUCCAGUGAUAAAUAUUAUCAUUCAUUAUUCUACAAUUGCAUGAUUUUACCAUAAAAGGCAUUUUAACAUGCAAAAUAUGCCCUAAUAUUGCACUGUAGAACAGGGCAAAUAAAAAAAUAGAAAGUAGAGAAACAAAAUGGCUGCACUGAAUGGUUUGAACUCUACUUUUUUCUGUUUUUGUAGGCUUAGCCUUUCAACCUUCAAAUCUUUUAAGUAUUUCAGAUUUUUUUGUUGGCCAUAAUCACACUUUUGUGGUAAAGCUCAAGUUGUCUUCUGUCAGUCACACAUGCCUUGUGCUGUGGAUUCAAUGUUUACACGAGGCCCUAAGAUGUAUAUUGAACACUAGAAGCUAAUUGAAAAUACUGGAAAUUGAAAUAAUAGAGGAAUAAUAAAUACCUGAUUUGAUGGUUGAACUUAUAAUACAAGCUGACAUUUCACUCCCAGAAUAUCCCUCUAUAUUAUAUGUUAAAGUCUUACCAACAUACCACUUCUAUCCAACGUAGGGAAUUUUUUUUAUCUCUGUUCAAACAGGCAAAGAAGACAAAUUCAUGUUGCAGUAUACAAUGAAUAACAACAAGGAAUUGUCACAGAGGAUUAUUAUUUUUGUACAUAGAUAGUGUUUUAGGACUUCUGGGACUGAACAGAAAUUGUUUCAAGGGAGAAAUGUGUAGCUAUUAAUUGAAAACCUUCACUAGAGUUUAGGUCAUCAGAAACUCAGCGAAGCAUUGACCAUGUAUUGCCUCACUCCUCCUUCCCCCUCACCUCCACCCUCUUGACAAACAGUAAGGCAAUUAUCAUUUAAAGAAAAACAAUACAGACUUGAAAGAAAUGUGUAUAUUUCAGCCGUGCUAUAUGCAAUACCACAACUUAUUUUGUAAAUCUCUGUAUUUCCAAAAGUAAUAAUGGGAUAAUGGGAGGAUAAAUAAAGUUCAAGUUGUUAUGUACAACUAAAGUAUGAGCACAACCAUGUCCAAGUUAGUUGAUCGUACCUCACUCUGUACUCAGAGGCAAAAAAAAAAAAAAGAAAAUGCAUUUUAAGUUUAUUCAGUUGCAUAGCUUUGCUUAACAUUGCAGCAUGAAACAAGAAGAAGCAGUCAUUUCAAAAACAUUUAUUGACAUUGUAUUAUCAAGUACAGAGUAUUAUGGCCUUACAAAAUUAAUAUCACAGGACAUAAAGGAAUAAAUUGGCACCAAAAGUUUGACAAAAUGUCAUGAAUGGAUACUCCACAUCCCUCCACAAUCAUAGAAAGAUAGAUGGCCCAUCUAAAACAGUGGAACUGAAACAGAAAGUAACCACAAAAGCAUUCAUUUUAAACCACCAAAAAAAAAAAAUAAUCAGCACUGUACUCCCUCUUGUAACUUCUUCUGAAGCUUAGUUUUGACCUUGAAAUUCUUAAAAAAGUCAUUCUGAAAAUUAACUAAUACUUCUGUACCUAUCCAUCAAAUAGCCCCCCUGGAGCAGGUGCCCUAAACACUAUCAGAUAAGCAACAUAUUGAACGCAAAUUUGGAAAAAGG
Messenger RNA from Pocillopora meandrina, 6628 nucleotides. The record is from the annotation of a GenBank genome assembly. NCBI's taxonomy places the organism in Eukaryota, Metazoa, Cnidaria, Anthozoa, Scleractinia, Pocilloporidae.